AUGUACGUGUUUUGAGUUCUAUUAAUGCGGUGGCUGGGAAUCACAAUUUUAUUUCUGGAUCGCGUAAGGUGGUCAUGUACAUUUGAGUGUUUUGGGAGUUCUUUCUUUCCAUGAACGUAGAGGAGACACUCGAGCAUGUAGCAGCAUGGGACGGUAAGUACUUUGUACUUUUUGAACAGCGAUCUGCAACUUGUCAUUUGAUUAACUCCGGCUAUCAAUCUUAUCGCUUUCUUCUGUUUCAGAAAGACCCUGAGUGCAUCCGACGACGCACCCCAGAGGAUAAUACCAUAGGUCAUUCGUCCAUGGAACUGAGCGUGAUAGGUGAGGAGUGCUUCGUUUUCUGGAAGCACUGGUUGAAUGUAUCAGUCACUACCUUAUGGAAACCAUUACACGAUAACGGAGCCGACAUAUUUCUGAUGAAUUCCCAGUCUACAUUCUUCAAUCGCUCUCGAAAAUGGGAUUUCCGUCGUCUGUAAUUCCAAUCUUUGUGCCAGAUGAUCUGAAAGAUGGUGAUUCACCGUGAAUGCUUGAUAUGUUGAAGACCUCAUAUUCGUGAAAAAAUUGUCGAUACAGCUGCUCGAUCUCAGUGUUACACGUGAUGCCUCCUUGAAUACAAUAUGUAAUCCAAAUGAUAUGACUAAUUCCUGCAAUUUUAAUUUCGCAUUAUUCAUUUCAUCGAAGUUUAUAUUAAAAUCGCCAGCGAUUACAACAUUUUGAUGUGGAUUUUUGAAGACUAUGUUCAAUGCUGUUUCUAGACGUUGCAUGAACAAAUCAUAAUCUCCAUGAGGAGGCCUAUAGAUACACAAAUAAUUUGUUUUUGUGGUCUUUUCUAGAACGCCACAAAUUUCUAUAUUUUUUUCGAUAGAUAGUUCAUUUAUUUCUGUAAUCGCUCUGCCGAGAAAGUCUUUUCUUGUUAGUAUCAGACUU
This is a messenger RNA of Harmonia axyridis, 927 nucleotides long. RefSeq lists its product as uncharacterized. Lineage: Eukaryota; Metazoa; Arthropoda; Insecta; Coleoptera; Coccinellidae. Bases 111 to 476 code for a protein of 121 amino acids. The record is from RefSeq and is a predicted model, not a curated record. The transcript is spliced from 3 exons.